This is a messenger RNA of Strongylocentrotus purpuratus (purple sea urchin), 1597 nucleotides long. RefSeq lists its product as uncharacterized. Bases 169 to 1023 code for a protein of 284 amino acids. The transcript is spliced from 6 exons. The record is from RefSeq and is a predicted model, not a curated record. NCBI's taxonomy places the organism in Eukaryota, Metazoa, Echinodermata, Echinoidea, Camarodonta, Strongylocentrotidae.
ACAAUGGCGGACAUAUUGUGUGAAGUUACAAAAAUGAUACCAAAAGAGAGAGAGAGAGAGAGAGAGAGAGCACUUGCACAUUCAUUCGCUCACAGAGAAGCAGCAUUACCAGAAAGCUGUAGCUGUCAUUGAUCACUUCACAUUGUGCUUCAUAACAGUUAUGAAUAGAUGAAUACAUCACCUUCAACCAGUGAAAUCUUACUUCUCCAGAACCUGACCGGCGGUACAAUGACUACUCCGACCCCGUAUGCCUUUGAUCCUGCGUCCCAGCAGGUGAUAAGCUCCCUACCUGCGAAACACUUGAGUCAUCGUCAAGCCUCAGAAGCUAUCACAGAGUCAGCAGCAAGGAUUGCAUCUUCUGCAGAACAUGGUCGUACAGUCAUGAGAAAUGGACUCACUUAUGAUCAGUUUCUUGCUGGUCUUUUGUACAGCGAAGAAAUAAUGCUAGUGAGUCAGUUCAUGUACUUUGACUUCGUGAUGUUCAAUCCUGAGCUUAAUUCACCUCCUCGUGCUAACAUGACAUCGGGUCGAGCUUUCCUUACCAAUCAUCGCCUUCUUCUCCUCUCAGCCGAAGUUUAUCAAGGUCUGAGCCUGAGUACUCUUUCUUAUGGAACGGACAAAAAACCGACAGGCUACGCCAUCACAGGAAAGGCUUCAGACAUCCUUCACUAUCAGAGUAUCCCUUUGCCCAAUGUCCACAGCGUGGAGUUGAAUGCUUCCGUUGGUGUCCAGUCCGUCGAGACUGUCAUGGGGUUGCGACCAGACUGUUGCCUGGCUUUGUUCAGCUGUGCAGGGAUGGAUUGUUGCCUCAAGAAGUGGUCAUCGAUUGGCCAGGCUCCAGCACAGACUACUAACGAGCGAAUCCUAACACUUGGAGUGACCAUGCCCCCAUGGAAUAAUCGUUACAUGGUCAAACUUCAUCUCAAUGGAGGGGUUCCCAUGGCUCUUGUCAAGGAGUACAUCGUGGCAUUCACUCGUUUUGCUCCCAAUGUGGCUACCAAGGCACAGGCUGCUGCUUUCUAAGUCAUGCUAGUCAGUCACAGGGGCGUCGCUAGAAGGGGAGGGGGGGGGGGGUAUUCAAAAUUGUUGUAGGAACUUGUGAGUUUUUAUAUUCUAUAUUUAUUUUUUAUUUCUUUGAAAACCUUUGUCGACAAAAUUGGAAAAAUGUGAGGACUUUUAUUGCUUGCUCAACUAGGAGUUUUUUCCGGCUUGUUGGCAAAGUUGGUCAGAUAUCCCCAUUUAUUUUAUAGCGACGCCCCGGUUUCAUGGGCUCGUAUUUCACCCACAAACAACUGGAAUAAUUUUUUGUUACCGAGUCAUGGAUAAUCAAGGGACUUGUUAACAUUGUUCAGAUGAGAGUAAAUGACUUCCAUGCUAGAUGUAUACAAUUAAAGAUAAUUUGAAAGUUUGAAUGAAAACAGAUCAUUAUUUAUGAUGAAAAUUCGGAAAAAAUGAUUUGAUCGAUUCCUUAAUUCUCCCAACUAUAUUGUUAUAAUCUAAAUAUAGUUUAGGUAAAUGUAAAUAGUUGCAAAGCAAUGAAUUGGCUCUUUAGUGUUGCAAGAUUUUUAAAAGCCUGUUUUAUGUGUUAUUUUCAUGG